AAGUACACUACCGGAAGUAGUAUAGUCCACAGCAACAUGGACGAUGUUAUUUAGAAAGUCACGCUAAGUAUAAGAAAUGGGAAACGACACGUGCAUCGACGAGGCAUUGGAGAUGUAAAAGGAACACUUACUUUUUAUAAUAUUGUAAUAAGAUGAACAUAUUUAUAUAAUGUCAGAAUGUACUCAUGAUACCGCAGGAGCAGAAACAGACGAAGUAUUGCCGGAGUUGCAGAAACGCAAAAUGGAGGGGGACGUCGUGACGUUAGAUGCUGGUGAUCCUCAAGCAUCAAUAAAACCAUUAAAGAUUGACAAUGAGUUACCAAAUGGCAAGAUCAAACACAGACCAAACGAAAAUGGUUUGGUAUCGCAUAUACUGACGACCGAAAGUCCUAAAUUGACAGAGAAUGCACCAGAGGAAAUGGAAGCAUGUUCCUCAUGCGAAAGUGAAAAUACGAUCGACACCCCCCUGACUGAGCGAAGCAGUAUUGACUGUACUGGUCUUGGAAGUGAUGCAGAAUCCUCUUUGUGUGAAGCCGUGCAGCAGUUAGGUGUAUAUGCACCUGGGGGAAGUGAUAUAAAAGAAGGAAUAGAGUAUAUUGUUUAUAAAUCAGAAGUUCAAAUGCCUGAUAUCAUGAGACUGAUAACUAAAGACUUGUCGGAACCAUACUCAAUUUAUACCUACAGAUACUUCAUCCACAACUGGCCAAAGCUUUGCUUCCUUGCUAUGGAUGGAGUAAAAUGUGUGGGAGCCAUAGUUUGUAAAUUAGAUAUGCACAAGAAAAUGGUACGAAGAGGAUACAUAGCAAUGUUAGCUGUAGAUUCAGAUUACAGAAGGAAACGAAUUGGUUCCCAUCUUGUCCGCAAGGCAAUCAGAGCUAUGAUACUAGAUGACUGUGAUGAGGUUGUUCUUGAAACAGAAAUAACCAACAAAGCAGCCUUACGCCUGUAUGAAAAUCUGGGAUUUGUACGAGACAAAAGAUUAUUCCGUUACUACUUGAAUGGUGUGGAUGCGUUACGACUGAAGCUGUGGUUACGAUAGACGUGUAAAGAAAUGUUAGUUAUGAACAGCGGAACUGUUUUAUUGUUAGGUGUUGUGUGUGUGAAGGGGUAUAAAACUGAGUAAGUUAUUUUACAUCAUGUGUAGUUACCAGAGUGUGUGUUUGUUUUGUGGGGAGAAAUGAAUGUACAAAUAGACUCAAGAAUCAUUAUCCCUUUUUUUUUUUUUUUUUCUCAAGGGAUCAAAUGUAUUAUUUAUAAGACCACUACAUAGUGAUAAAACGCGGACAAAAUAAUGACUGUGCCAUCUUGUUCUGUAUGUAUCGCUUCAAAACAUAAUGUACUGCAUUCUAAUCCGAACCAUUAUAAAUUUGAUAAUUUUCAGUUCAUCAUCAACACCAGUUGAAAUCCAUACUUUUUUUGUGUGAUUGUAUUAAGUCUUCAAAGUGUAAGCAAAUACUGAUUCUUGCCGUUCGAUGAUAUACUGCCAGUGUGAGUGUUAUACCUGUGCUCACCUUAUUGUGGUGACGGCCUAUACAUCCAUUAGAAAUCAACCUGUCAAGUGCUUUGUGAUAAAAAACUGUUCGGGAAAUAUCCUUUCAUAUUUUUAUAUAAAGUUGAUAAUCAUUUUUGUGUUCUGUGAUGUUAGAAAUUGUAUCCUCGUUUGUUAAUUUUGUGAACUGUUAUUAUGAACUUAAAAAAAUGAACCAUCUUCUUUGAUUUCAAAGUCCCAAACUUAAAGAGUUUGAUACAUUCGUGUUUCAUUAACGUCGAGACUUAAUAUAAAAUUUUUUUUUUAAAAAGGCUUUGAACAAGCUAAAGUACUCUCGUAUCUUGAUAAACAAAACCAUUAAUUGAGAAGAAAAAGUGUUCAAUUAUGUUUAAAUGCUUGUCUUACACCAAUUAUCAUAUAUUAAAUUUGAACUGACUGGAAAAAAUGUUUAAAAAAAUACACGUUGACAUACAUCACUGUAGUGUGGGUCUUGUCCACAUGUACAUAUAUACCAGGUAUUAUAAUGUUACUGUCACCAGUAUGGGUCUUGGUCUACUAGCUUGGCUUGCCACUCUGUUAAUACAUUCAUGUCUCGAUAUUUCUCUCUCACCUUUGUCAAUAUUUCUAGCCCUCUCAAUAAAUUAACAUGGCUAUGAAAGAGUUUUCUCAAAAUAAUUUUUUUACACAACAGACGACCAUGUCAUGAUGAGUUUCCAUACUUCAUUAACUCAUUAAUCAUAUUGUAGCCUGUUGAAUUUAGAUUGAUACAGACCCAUAAAGGAAAUUUCUUAAUUGGAUAUUUUAAUUACCUGGUACACAUACUUUAUACAGAUUCAGUAUAGUAAAGAGUUAUAAUUAAAUAUAUAGGAAAUAUGCAUACAAUAUAUAACAUCUGUUAUUUCUUUUUCACACUAGCAAAAAGUCACCCAAAUGGACAAGGUACAUUUUGUAUGACACUGAAACAUAUCCAGUACAUACAUGUGUGGCAGUCAUUCUAUGAUCUUUCUCCAUACAUGUGUGGCGGUCAUUUUAUGAUCUUUGUCCAUACAUGUGUGGCAGUCAUUUUAUGAUCUUUGUCCGUACAUGUGUGGCGGUCAUUUUAUGAUCUUUGUCCAUACAUGUGUGGCAGUCAUUUUAUGAUCUUUGUCCGUACAUGUGUGGCAGUCAUUUUAUGAUCUUUGUCCGUACAUGUGUUGCAGUCAUUUUAUGAUCUUUGUCCGUACAUGUGUUGCAGUCAUUUUAUGAUCUUUGUCCGUACAUGUGUGGCGGUCCUUUUAUGAUCUUUGUCCAUACAUGUGUGGCAGUCAUUUAAUGAUCUUUUAACACUAUGUUAAAGCACCACAUUGUAUAUAAGGUAAUAAACUUAUCAGGAAAAUAUAACUUUCCAUUAUCCAAUGGAAUGAUGAUGGAAUUGUCCAUUUUGAUGUAAAAACAAAAUGACCUUAAUUUGUAUAUAUCUGCUGUAAGAUUAUUUGAACAAUCAAAAAGCUGAGUUUUGUACCAUAUUAAUCAAUUAUGGACCUUUUUUGAGGUCAAUAUGGCAUACCGACCUGGUAGAAAAAAUAUUAACAACAGAUAAAGUCUGGGAUCAAUAUUCUGUUAUUUUAUCUAUCGGGGUCAAUAUAUAGCACCAUAUUAGCCAAUUCAGACUUCCUUGAAUUUAUAUUGGACAUGGAAUUUGUUUGCAGAAGGGUGGACUUGCAUUAUAGUCAUCUCACUAACUUGAAAUUUACUCUGGCCUGGAGCAUUUUGACAUCACAAUUAUUAUGACGUUGUAAUACAAUAUUGCUGCAUUCCUAAAAAUUGAAUCACCAUGACCAGGUCAUGCCAAUAUCUCAAAAUAUUAACCUCAACAUGACCAUGUUUAAGCCAGUGAUAAUUGAUGGAAAUUGGACCAGACCUGUUAUAAACACGAUCGGAAUUUUAGGUGCUACUGGUGUCGUUAAUGUAGUAACUACAUGAUGACUUUGUAUUGAACUCCUUUAAACAGUUGAGAGAAAUGAUCAAAUUAUUCUGCAUCUGCAUAGGAAUAAUCUAUCUGUCCUUUUUCUGUCUUUGGAAAUAAAAUAAUCAUGGGGUAAAUAUAUACUCUGCAUAUCCAAUUUAUAUCGUCAUAUAUUACAAUAGAGGUACACUGCAUAUUAAGAAAAGAAAGGAAGGAAUCUUAUGUAGAAAAGUUUUUUAUAAUUUAUUUUUGCUUGUUCUUCCUGUAUGCCAUAUAGCAGGUAUGUUGACCUGUCUGUGACUCAUUGUUACAGCAGACUGUCUGUGGGUGUCUGAGACUCAUUGUUACAGCAGACUGUCUGUGGGUGUCUGAGACUCAUUGUUACAGCAGAGUGUGUAAAUCAUUGCUACAGCAUGCACAGUCUCUGUGUGUCAGAUGGUAUUUCAGCGACCUGUCUGUGUAAGUCAUUGUUACAGCAGAGUGUGAAAUGGUAUUUCAGAGACCUGAAACAGAAGGCUGUCUGUGUCAGAUGUUGUUUCAGUGACCUGUGUGAGUCAUUGUUACAGCAGGCUGUGUGAGAUGGUGUCUCAGUGACCUGUCUCUGUAAGUCAUUGAUAUAGCAGGCUGUGUGAGAUGGUAUCUCAGUGACCUGUCUCUGUAAGUCAUUGUUACCGCAGGCUGUGUGAGAUGGUGUCUCAGUGACCUGUCACUGUAAGUCAUUGUUACAGCAGGCUGUGUGAGAUGGUGUCUCAGUGACCUGUGUGAGUCAUUGUUACAGCAGGCUGUGUGAGAUGGUGUCUCGGUGACCUGUCCGAGUCAUUAUCGGUUGUACCUCAUUAUUUAUUAUGUAUGUUGAGUGGAGCAGAUGAUAUGUACAAUGUAUAGGUAGUUUCACUGUUGGAUCCAGGCUUGCUAGUGGUGCAAACAUUUGUACUGGUCUUCCUGUGUUAUGCAAUUAAUUGUGAUCCCUAAUCAGUCAUUGACUUGAAGUGAAGUAAAUUGUAAUAUAAUGCUUUAAUAUUCCUCUCAUCUCAUGUAUGACAGUUUCAUCCAUCAUACCUCAUACAUGUGUUUAAGGGGAACAUUUUUAUUCUUAAAAGGUGAAUGAGCAUCCAAUAUUUGCGAAAACAUUGUUUUCAUUUUGAAUCAUUUUUUGUUAUCGGCGUACAUGUAUAUUUCAUUUCUAAAUUUUGAAGUGGGUAGGGAACAUUGUUUGAAAAUUAUCACGUGGUUAUCUCCCCUUAUCCAGUGUCUGGACUUCUGGUUUUACAGAGGAUUGCUCACUCAGCCUAUAACUCGGAAUUUCAGACAUGAUAAUAGCAUUGCAUAUUUUUUAUGAAAGGACAUCUUUAAACUGAAAGUAGGUGAGAAAUUGUAUCUGUGUUACAUAGUUUAAUACAAUCCCUUCUGCUUAAAUCCUGAAUAUUUGUGAGGUGUUAAUAUGGUGAUGGUUCACAGCACCACAAUCACUGAUCCAUCACAGAUCCAUUCUUAAUUCCAGUGCCAGAAGUCUACUAAUCCAGAAUUCCUUGCUGGUGACACAGUUUGUGUUAAUGGUGUUUUUUUUGGUUUUUUUUUUUCUCAAAAUUUUGCAAUGGACAAAUCUUGAGUGUAAGGUGUCAGCAAUCAUGACCUGGAAUGAGUUUUGGUUAUAAAAAGUUCUGUGAUGGAGAUAGAACUACAGUGUAGUAGUAAUAUAACCAAAUGUCUCUGAGAUUUCAAUGUAGGCAAGUUACAAGGGCAAAACUCGUGUACUGUUAAAGUGUUACACUUAACGCCAAUGUUUGCCUGAUCAAUGUUUGCCUGAUCAAGUGAAAUGGCGAAAUCAGAUGCAAAGUGUUUGAACCUUACACAAUACAUCAGGUACAUCUGACCCUGGUAUAUAGGUAUUUUGUCACAGACGUUGGUACAACAUGUUGUCCUCUCCCUACUGUACCAUUGUGUUAACAUAUUUUAUGUGGAGUUGUUGGGCGUGUAUGAUCGAGUGAGUGAGUUGAAUUUGAACUUCAAGGUUUGCUUUGCAUUUAAACAUGUAAUGAAUGUUAGGUAUCUGUUAUGUUGGAUGAUCGCAAGUGUUGGUGCAUGUUGACGUCCGAGAAUGUAGACAUUGAAGUUAAACUGGUUUGUCGUGUUGUUAACCAUAAGAUACACACACUGGAAUAUUAUUGAUCUUACAGCAACUUGUAGAAUUCAGUUUCUUUAGUUAAAGCUGACUUGGUGUAAAAAGAAAAACAAGAUAUAAAGGUAUCACUAAUACAUAUCGCUGUAAUAAAUGUUAGCUGUGUUUUAUCGACAAUACCAAAUGAAAACUUUAACUAUGAAUAUAGGCCUUGAAGGAGAAAACUCUUAUUAAGGGGUUCAAUUGUGUUUUUCCUGAAUUUUUAUUGUCUCAUAUAAAUGACAAGUUAAAAUAUUAGCUACCAUGAAGUAAACUAGCUGGGACUAAGAUAACUUGUUUUAUGUAGAUAGUCAUUAAUUGAAUAUUGAUUCUUCAUUUGGAAGGUGAUCAUUAAUUUAUUAUUAAUUUUGAUACAAAGAUAUUUAAUGAAUUGCACAUUGCAAUUAAUUUUUAUUUUAUUAAGUGAUGGAUUGAUGCCUGUUUAGACCAUACACUGUGCACACACAGAUAAUUCUAUAUUGUUGAAGUCUAGUACACUGGAGUCUGUUGUUCAGUCAAAUUUUGAAAAUUAAAAGAAAAUCUUAAUUAAGAUAUUGCAGCAAUAUAUGCUAAAAUAAAUCCUUCAGCAAAUGGAGAAGGCUUUGAAAUACAUCAGAAUAUGCAAGAUGGCUACAAAUGAAAGAGAUUAUAUUGUAUCAAAGUUUUACUGUAAAAAAUGAAUGUCAAACUUCGCUGAACAAUUAAAAUUUAUCUUUAUUUGAUUUCUUAAAUAAGUUACAAGAAAAUGUUGAAUGUGAUGCUUUCAAUUGUUAUUACAAUUUAAGGGUGAAGAUUUGUUCUCUGUGCAAGUGGUUGAAACCAUUGUUUUUGUUGAACAAUAAUUUAUGAAAAAUGUUCUUUUAAUAAUGUUACAUGAAAUAUCAGGUUUAAAUUUAUUGAUGAUCUGUUGGAAACUGUAUUACUCAUUUAAGUUUAAAGAGGAAUGAAAUGGUGAAUCAUUAUUUUCCUGGUGUCUAUUUUCAUUUUGGUAUGUCAAGUGUUAAAACUGAAACAAUAUUUUAAAAUUGUCUUGCCAUGUAGACGAACGUACAAAUGUAUAUGGAGUAAUGUUACACCAGAUUUCUUAUCCAACACCCAAUGUCGUCAUAUUGUAAUACAUAUACUGCAGCCUGUCAGACCAGGCCAAAAAACCAUCAAAAUUGUUGCUUGUAUGAUAUAUAAACUAUUUUAAGAAAACAAAUUAUCAGGACUGCAAUGUUCGUAAGAUUGGUUUAUAUUGGAGUUAUUCCCCUUGGUCAGUAUUGUACUGAUGAAUAAAGAUUUUUAAAAAAAUA
This is a messenger RNA of Pecten maximus, 6887 nucleotides long. Its product is annotated as N-alpha-acetyltransferase 30-like. Gene Ontology annotation, cellular component: NatC complex. Gene Ontology annotation, biological process: N-terminal peptidyl-methionine acetylation. The transcript has 4 exons. Gene Ontology annotation, molecular function: protein-N-terminal amino-acid acetyltransferase activity. NCBI's taxonomy places the organism in Eukaryota, Metazoa, Mollusca, Bivalvia, Pectinida, Pectinidae. The coding region runs from base 170 to 1039 and encodes 289 amino acids. The record is from RefSeq and is a predicted model, not a curated record.